UCCAGAUGUGACCAAAAUUGACUUCAAAAUCCACUUAACUAAAUACAGUUGAAAAUAAGAGCCAACAAAACUUAAAACUUAAAAAGUGAAAGUGUACAAAAAAGUUAGCGAAAAAUAGCAGCGCACACAUCCCCAAAUAAAGUAUAUCCCUAAAAAAUGCGUGAAUAUCGUAGGCGUAUACGCAACCUCAAUUUUGGAAUACAUCUAAUUCGCGCGCGUCGCAUUUGUGCAGCGUACAUUGGCGAAACCUAAGCCAACAAGCGAAAAAACCAACAACAACAAGGGCGCGCAUAAAAUUAACAGUAAAGUGCAUAAAACGGUGCCAAUUGGUGAAGUAGCGCGCCGUGACAAUUGCCGACGCCGUCGGUUGAACACACCAACCAACGCCAGCGGCAGGAUGUCGUCGCAGACGAGCGCUUGCAACGGCUUCUUCCAAGAGCAUGCGAACAGCGCGUUGAAUCAGUACUUCCAGCAGUUGAACUCGAAUGCGGCCGCCGCAGCUGCAGCGGGCAUGAACAGCAGCAACAAUAGUGACAGCAGCGCCAAUGAGGGCAGCGGCAGCGUGACCAGUUCAUCGCUGGAUGGCAACCGCAGUAGCGCCAGCAGCAUUGAUUCAACGAAAUCGGUGAAUAGCAACGGCAGUGGCAGCGCAAAUGUGCAGUGGAAUAGUAUACAACAGCAGCAGCAGCAACAGCAGCAGCAGCAACAGGCGCAGCACCAGCAUCAGCAACAGAAUCAACAUCAGCAGCAGCAACAGCAACAACAGCAGCCGCAGCAUAUGCACCAUUCCCAGCAACCACAGCAACAGCAGCAGCAGCAGCAGCAGCACAGCUCACAUCAGCAGCAACAACAGGCGCAACAGCAGCAGCAGCAACCGCAACCACAACAACAUAAUCAUCAUCAGCAACAACAACAACAACAACAGCAUCAUCAUCAGCAGCAGCAGCAACAGCAUCCGCAGUCGCAUCACCAGCACCAUCAGCAACAGCAGCAGCAGCAACAACAACAACAACAACCACAACACACUCAUCAACAACAGCAUCACCAACAGCAACAUUCGCAUGCCGUCGCCCAUAACCAACUGUCGGCGCUAAGUCAAACACUGGCCGCAGCUGCCGCUUCGAAUGUCUCCGCCAACACAAAUCCGCACUCCAUUUUCGGCACCGGCAAUUUCCACUAUAAAACAAACAAUUCCUGGACAAUACCGACACUCUCCUGCUACCAACGCCUCUACAGCGAGAACCAACAACACUAUCAUCGACAGUUCGCCGGCAGUGGCGGUGGCAAUGGCGGCUCCGGUGGCGGCACUGGAGCAGGCGGUAAUGGCGCUGACACCCCGGUGAUUGGCAGUAAUGCCGGCGGUGGUGGCAAUGCUGGGGGCAGCUGCAAUGUGGGCGUAAGUGCGAAUGCCGCUGCAGCAGCCACAGCCGCCUCAGUGCAACAUGUUGCCAACGCUGUAGCAGCAGCCGUGAUGGCCAACGAGCAGCAUCAGAGUCACUUGAACAGCUUGAAGGCGCGCUUCCAAGCGCCCGGCGGCAGGAAAUCUCCAUUUUUGGGGUUCAUUUGCAAAACAAACGGAAAAUCCUCAUCGAAUAGCAAAGAAGUUAUAUGCGGCGAUGACAAAUACAAAGAGGAGGGUGAUCUCUGGAAUGUGGAGGCCCAAACCGCAUUCCUCGGACCGAAUUUGUGGGAUAAAACUCUGCCGUACGAUGCCGAUCUUAAGGUAACACAAUACGCAGAUUUGGAUGAAUUUUUAUCGGAGAAUAAUAUACCUGAUGGCUUGCCUGGCACCCAUUUGGGACACUCAAGUGGUUUGGGCCACCGAUCAGAUUCGCUGGGGCAUGCAGCUGGACUGGGACUGGGUCUCGGCCAUAUAACGACGAAACGUGAACGUUCCCCAUCGCCAUCGGAUUGUAUAAGUCCGGAAACAUUGAAUCCACCAUCACCGGCCGAGUCAAGUUUCUCCUUUGCGUCAUCGGGGCGAGACUUCGAUCCGCGCACCAGAGCAUUCUCCGAUGAAGAGCUCAAACCACAGCCGAUGAUAAAAAAAUCACGCAAACAGUUUGUGCCCGACGAGCUGAAGGACGACAAAUAUUGGGCACGACGCCGGAAGAAUAACAUUGCCGCCAAGCGAUCCCGUGACGCACGCCGCCAAAAGGAGAAUCAAAUAGCGAUGCGUGCCCGAUACCUGGAAAAGGAAAAUUCGACAUUACAUCAAGAAGUGGAACAGUUGAAGCAGGAAAAUAUGGACUUGCGUGCGCGUCUCUCAAAAUUCCAAGAUGUGUAAUGUUAAGAAGUACCACCCAAUAUACUAAUAUAUAUAUAUAUAUGUAUAUCACCUCCAAAAACCACAACCACCAGUUUAAGAUGCAACCAACCAACCAACCAACCAACCAAGAAACCAACAAGGCAAUUUAUUUUAUGAAAAUUACGAAAAGCAAAUCCACAGUUAUUCAUGAAGGGGCAAAGGAUUGGAAUAUCGGACGCAUACAUACAUACAUACAUCUCUACAUAAUUGGAAGCAGCAAGAUUCUAACUGAAGCUGAUUGGAAACUUGUACUACAUUACUUCACACCAACACACACACACACACACAAACACACAUGCAGAUACACUUUAUAUAUAAACAAAGAAGCAUUGAAGAAUUAUUAGCUGAUUAUUUUACUAAACCAGUAAGCCGAAAUGGGAGCAGGAGAAAUAAUAAUACAACAAAGAAAUUUAAAUUAAAUAAAAUUUUAAAAAUAAUGCAAUAAAGUAGCAUAUGGACGAAUGCAACAACAACUAACACCGUUAAAAAGCAGACAAAUCGUUAAAAGGGCAGAAGCGAAAGAAGCAUAUUAAUUAAAUUUGAAAAUAUUUACGAAAAUUAGUAUCAAAUUUAAAUUGAAGAAUGAGUAAAGUAUUAACAAAAACAUCAAUAGUGCAGACACAAAAU
Messenger RNA from Rhagoletis pomonella (apple maggot), 2935 nucleotides. RefSeq lists its product as uncharacterized. The coding region runs from base 398 to 2287 and encodes 629 amino acids. The transcript is spliced from 6 exons. Gene Ontology annotation, biological process: regulation of transcription by RNA polymerase II. Gene Ontology annotation, cellular component: nucleus. The record is from RefSeq and is a predicted model, not a curated record. Gene Ontology annotation, molecular function: DNA-binding transcription factor activity, RNA polymerase II-specific; RNA polymerase II cis-regulatory region sequence-specific DNA binding. NCBI's taxonomy places the organism in Eukaryota, Metazoa, Arthropoda, Insecta, Diptera, Tephritidae.